AUGCUCAUUCUGACCUCCCUUCUCGCUGGGCUAGGCGCUUCCUUGACAUCAGCUCAAACAUUCACCAAGCCAGUUCCAUCAUAUUCUGCCACAUACCUUCCUUACAACACUCCACAGCAUUCGGAGCAAGGUCAAUACGGAACCAACGAGUGUGGGACUCAGAGCUCCCAAGACAGCGUGUGUCAGAAUUCUUAUCUAAGCACGCUCGAUGAUUUCUGUCUCUGGGCACCCCCAUCGACGAAAUCACAGUAUGGUAAUUCUUCUAUCGGAAAUACAGAACGUAUCGAAGUAGCUUGGUGCCUCCGCAGUGGUUACGGCACUCGUUUAAUUCCUCCUGGAGCCAUUACGGGUGCUCAUUUUAUCCAAACUUCAAAUUAUCUCCAGGUCACUGGGGUAGGUGACCUCACGAAGUUGAAUAUUCCGGCAGGAGAUACCGGCGGGGAACUUGACCCUCAUGGUGCUGACGGUCUUGGAAAUCCAAUCGGUGGUCUCGUCUUUGGUUAUGGGAAUGGUGGCGUUUUGCGUCAGUACCAUGAAUGGACCAACUUUAUGGGCGCAAACUACUUUUGUUUCCGCGUCUGCAUCGACGAGCCUGGCAACACUCAGUAUUGCGGACACAUUUACGAUGUCCUUGGAUGUGGUUGGAACAUGCCAGGGAAUUAUUCCCAGGGGUUCUCCAGUUGCAAGGGUGACUCGACCCUUCCCAUGGGCAUAUACGUUAGCAACGGCGUGACAUCCACCUUCCACCAGGGCGAACCCGUCACGCCUUCAGCUCAUCCAGCAGGAUCAUCUUCUGAAUGUUCCUACUACGCUACACUCCCCAACGUCAAUUCACCCGCUCCCACUCCCACUCAGAGUCUGUUUAAUAGCAGCGCUAGCAUCAGCUUGUCAAGUGUUAGCGUUGCCAGUGUUUCUAGUGUGGGGACUGGCAAUCCAAGCCUUAGCACCAUCACAAGCAAGCCUUCGAGCAGUGGGACGGGACCAUCCAGCACGUCUAGGAGCUCGAAGGGUGAAGCCGCGCCUUUGCUAGCUGCCAUGGGCUUAAGCGGGCUCUUGAGUGCCGCUAUGCUCCUUGGUGCUUCGUUUGUUCUUGUUCUUUGAGCUCGCAGUGCUAUCUUCGUCCAAGGGUAUCUAUGGCCCUUUUUUUAAAACGUGAUCGUAAAUAUCCAUCAUAUUUAUUCGGUCUCCUGAGGUAUUCUGGUUUUGCGGUUUCUGGACACGAAGGUUUCCAACAUUAUAUCCUGACUAGACAUCUUUCUUCAUUUCGCCUCGUAUAUCUAAAGUGUAUACACAUCUUUGACCGCGUCGUGCUUACGUUAUACUUAGAUGACAGCUACUUCGCCAAAGUCAUGUUGCCGUAAGUGAUGCCAAGACUGAGUCACGUC
This is a messenger RNA of Cantharellus anzutake, 1385 nucleotides long. RefSeq lists its product as uncharacterized. The transcript has 10 exons. NCBI's taxonomy places the organism in Eukaryota, Fungi, Basidiomycota, Agaricomycetes, Cantharellales, Hydnaceae. The record is from RefSeq and is a predicted model, not a curated record. Bases 1 to 1101 code for a protein of 366 amino acids.